Lactuca saligna is the source of this 441-nucleotide messenger RNA. The record is from the annotation of a GenBank genome assembly. NCBI's taxonomy places the organism in Eukaryota, Viridiplantae, Streptophyta, Magnoliopsida, Asterales, Asteraceae.
AUGCAAAGGAAAGAAGUGAAGGUUAAUUCUCUCAAGCAAGAAGUAUCUUAUUUGAAAUCUGAGCUGGUAAAAAAGGAUGAUGAAUUAUUGCUUGUGAAGGGUCGUAAUUUUGAGAUUAUCCAGAGAUUGGUAAAGAUAGUUGAGGAGAAAGAUGCUCCACAUAUUGACUAUCACAAAUGCUUGAUCAGAAACUUCAACCCUUGUAUAUUGUAUUCAAUUCUUGCUAAAGAGAAGACAUUAUAUGUGAAUCAACUUUUACACUUAAAGAAGAUGAUCCGAUUAUACUUUAUGGAUUUGUGCAUGAUGGAUGUGGAGAUGGACUUUUUUUUUUUGAGGAAGAAGAUUUGUGUUGGCCCUUGUGAUCAACCAAGUGUCAUUGAUGAGAUGAGAUUUAGCAAGAACCAUGGCGUAUUGUUUACAACGAAAUGGUUAAUAAAGUGA